Messenger RNA from Salvia miltiorrhiza (redroot sage), 375 nucleotides. RefSeq names its product glycine-rich protein DOT1-like. Bases 1 to 375 code for a protein of 124 amino acids. NCBI's taxonomy places the organism in Eukaryota, Viridiplantae, Streptophyta, Magnoliopsida, Lamiales, Lamiaceae. The record is from RefSeq and is a predicted model, not a curated record. The transcript has a single exon.
AUGGGGGUGGUGGCGAUGGAGGGGGGGGUGAAGGUGGUGGCGGUGGUGGGGAACGUGGGGGUGGUGGCGGCGGAGGGGAUGGUGGUGGUGGGGAACGUGGGGGCGGAGGCGGUGACGUGGUGGGGGGAGAAACGUGGGGGUGGAGGUGAUGGUGAGGUGGGGGGGGGGUGGGUGAGUGGUGGUGGUGGCGAUGGAGGCGGGGGUGGUGGUGGUGGUGGUGGACAACGCGGGGGUGGAGGUGACGGUGGAGGUGGGGGUGGGGGUGAUGGUGGUGGUGGCGAUGGAGGCGGAGGUGAUGGUGGUGGUGGUGGUGGGGAACGUGGUGGGUGGGGGCGACGGUGGUGGGGGAGAACGUGGAGGUGGGGGUGGGGGUGA